Molecule: messenger RNA, 1096 nt
Organism: Girardinichthys multiradiatus
Lineage: Eukaryota; Metazoa; Chordata; Actinopteri; Cyprinodontiformes; Goodeidae
Exons: 8
Coding region: 112-1005 (297 amino acids)
Biological process (GO): cell adhesion; bicellular tight junction assembly
Cellular component (GO): bicellular tight junction; plasma membrane
Molecular function (GO): structural molecule activity
Source: RefSeq, a predicted model, not a curated record
UGCCCCCCACCUCUGAACUUCUGCUCGAACUACAGGGCUUGCAGCGUCGCUUCAGUGAGGAGACAUCAACUCUACAGAAGAAAGGAGAACACCGAACGUGAAUGAUGCAAAAUGGAAAACCAAACUGGUAGAUCACAGGCAGAGUAUGACCAGCAGAGAGCAAUUGAAGCAGGGCAGCACAUAUUGGCAUUACUCAACAGAGCGAUUCCUCAAGCUCCUAGAGAGGGUCAGAACUUGAGAUUGGAGAGACCACCAAGUGUUGAGUCAGAGAUGGCCAGGCGUUUGAGCCAUCGGCCCGGUAACAUGUAUAGCAGAGUGAGGAGGGUGAGCCCAGUAAUCUGUAUAAGACGGAGUUUGUCAUGCAGAGGGUUGCAGCAGGUUCUGAUCCAGCUUCCACAGGUGCCCCGGGGUCAGACUGAAAGAAGUGAGGCUGCCAUACAACCGGUGCCAGCGGGCCCUCUGAUCACAUCAGGUGUUUCUGAGAUUACAGCAAUGUGUGUCGGACUGAUCGGGCUGAUUGGUGCGACUGCAACGACUGGCUUGCCUAUGUGGAAGGUCACGGUUUCCAUCGGAGAAAACAAAACUGAGAUGGAGACGCGCUGGGAGGGCGUGUGGAUGAACUGCUUCAGAGAGGCAAACAUCAGGAUGCAAUACAACAAGCCAACUAUGAUGAGUUAUUACCCCGUCUCAGCCCUCAAGUCAACUAGGAUUUCUCACAACAGCAAACCUUUAGAUGUACCACUCUCUAAACCACUACAAAAUGUUGCUCAAGAAAUGAUGAACAGUGAAGCCCAGGGAAACGAGUCUGCAUGCUCCAACCAGGCUGGAAGCCUUCAGAUUGCAGGGAACUCAAUAUCAAGACAAACAUGGCUAGAGGGAGACCAUCUUGCAGCCUGCAUGCGACUUUCAAUAAAUGAACCAGAUGUCUCCAGGUUUCCAUACACAGAGGCUCUGGAAAGCCCAAGGAGAUGCACUACAGCAAAGAAAAGCUGCACACGUAGAUGAUGUGUGAAGUGUUUUUUUGUAAUAACUGUUGAAUUAUGCUGCUUUUAUUUAGAUUUUGUGUGUUUAAACUGAUUAAAGCAAUCAGUUGUUA